ACAUCAUAUCUUUAUAUUCAUUAUGUGAAUGCUAAUUAUGUAUCCGAGCAAAACUAGAGUAAUUAACUGUUAAAUUUUUAAGUUAAAAAAAUUAUUAUUUAUAAUUUAACAAAGAGUACGAAAUAGAAAAUAAUGAAGAAUACACUUAUUGAAAUUUUCACUGGGUUUUAGAAGGUUAUUAUUAUAGUCAAACUUGUAUUGCUCCCUUUGUUAAUUGGAAACGCCCAUUCGCCAAAGUCGGGCGCCGAUUUAGAACCUUGCCUGGGGGGUUUUUCGGGAACCAGUGUUAGAGUACUUAUUUGUUGGAGCACUUGGUUGUAGAUCCGCCUCUGCUCAAAGUGUGGCAACUGAAAGGAUUUUUGUGUACAUGCUAGGUUGAAUGAAUCAACAGAAAGAUCCAACAUCGAUGGGCAGAUGAAAUUGCGUAAAAGAAGAAGAUGAUGCCACUGAAGAACAUUGUCACUCGUUCAGCUUCACCCUCCUGCAGUAUUCCAUCUCUCUUCAUCUCCCUCUCUCUACUCUGCAUUCUACCACUCUCUCUUUUUUUCUUCUUCCAUUCCUCUCCAAACCCACAAAUGAACCUCCUUCAGACAACACCUCCCAAUUCCAUCAAAGUUUACGUUGCAGAUCUUCCAACAUCUCUCAACUAUGGCCUAUUGGAAAAUUACUGGGCUUUAGACUCAGAUUCAAGAAUUGGGAGUGAAGUAGACAAUGAAAUAAGAAAGAAGACCCACAUCGGAGGCAAAAGUUCCAAAAAGUUCCUUCCUUAUCCAGAAAACCCAAUAAUCAAACAGUACAGUGCUGAGUAUUGGAUCUUGGGGGAUUUAAUGACACCUGAAAAGUUGAAACUUGGAUCUUCUUUUGCCAAAAGGGUGUUCAGUGCUGAUGAAGCUGAUGUGAUUUUUGUUCCCUUUUUUGCAACUUUGAGUGCUGAGAUGCAAUUGAUUGUGAACAAGGGUGUGUUUAGGAAGAAGAAACCGGGGAAUCAGGACUAUCAAAGACAACGAAUGGUUGUCGAUUUCUUGAAGCAAACUGACGCUUGGAAACGCUCCGGUGGACGUGACCAUGUCUUUGUUAUUACUGACCCUGUCGCUAUGUGGCAUGUGAAGGAUGAGGUUGCUCCAGCUAUUCUCCUGGUGGUUGAUUUUGGUGGGUGGUACAAGCUCGACUCCAACACGGCUAAUGAGACCUCAUCUGACAUGAUACACCACACUCAAGUUUCAUUGCUGAAGGAUGUCAUUGUGCCUUAUACCCAUCUACUUCCUCGUUUGCCCUUAUCCGAAAAUCAGAAACGAGAAACCCUUAUUUACUUCAAAGGAGCUAAACAUAGGCAUCGGGGAGGCAUUGUUCGGGAAAAGCUCUGGGACUUGCUAAUAAAUGAACCCCGAGUAGUGAUGGAGGAAGGCUUUCCAAAUGCCACAGGAAGGGAGCAGUCUAUAAAGGGAAUGAGGACUUCAGAGUUCUGCUUGCACCCUGCAGGGGAUACACCAACCUCGUGCAGACUUUUUGAUGCUGUUCAAAGUCUUUGUAUUCCUGUCAUUGUUAGUGACAACAUUGAGCUCCCAUUUGAAGGGAUGGUGGAUUAUUCAGAAUUUUCGGUGUUUGUUGCAGUUAGUGAUGCCCUGCAGCCAAGUUUGCUCGUGAACCAUCUUAGGAGCUACUCCAACGAUCAAAAGGAUAGAUUUCGCCGUAAUAUGGCUCUGGUGCAGCCCAUUUUUGAGUAUGAAAAUGGUCAACCAGGUGGUAUUGGUCCUGUAUCUCCAAACGGUGCUAUAAAUUACAUAUGGAGAAAGGUUCACCAAAAACUGCCCAUGAUCAAAGAAACUAUAAUUCGUGAGAAGAGGAAACCUCUCGGUGCCUUAGUUCCACUUCGUUGUCAUUGUACUUGAUGAAUUUUUUGUGUCUUUUUUCUUUGUCUGGCUUCAAAAGGUAAUAUAUUAUAUCAUACAUGGUUCAUACUACAGGUAAGGAACUAGUCUAGAUUACAUAGUUCCUUUAAGAUCUUUUUCACACACACAAAAAUGGGAGUCAUAGUACACUGAAAAAUCAUAGUUUUUUAAAACAUCUUGUUCAAGUCUUUGUUUAGCUAAGCAAUCUGCCAAUUGAUACUUCCAGAGGAGAGGCUGGGUUCCAAAAUUUUAGUCCCAGAUUAUCUUCUUCUGAGCAUGCUUGUAGGUAGCUUGAUAGAGUUUUUGUAAAUGCAUUCUUAUUCCCCAUUAGAGUUUUUUCAUAACUUAUGUUAUUCAGUUUA
This is a messenger RNA of Capsicum annuum, 2251 nucleotides long. RefSeq names its product probable arabinosyltransferase ARAD1. The record is from RefSeq and is a predicted model, not a curated record. The coding region runs from base 438 to 1889 and encodes 483 amino acids. The transcript is spliced from 3 exons. Gene Ontology annotation, molecular function: glycosyltransferase activity. Lineage: Eukaryota; Viridiplantae; Streptophyta; Magnoliopsida; Solanales; Solanaceae.